UCCACACACACCCACAGCUCCGAUUCAGUGCUCCACAUCCCACCACAUUAGUCUACUCCCCCACUCCCAUCUCCUCUUUCUCUCUCUCUCUCUCUUCUUUUUCUGCAAUUUCUCUGAUAUAGAGAGAGAAAUUCAGCAGACGCCACCGAUCAUCAUCACUCACGUAUUCACACAGAGGGAGAAAGAAAGCAUCUUGAGAUUUGCGCGGCUAGGAGAUCUUCGCAGAUCAGGGGAUUUAAAGCAAAGGCGGCGAUGAGAGAGAGUGCAGAGGCUCUCACUUUCUCUCUCUAACGCCAUUUGUAUUUGGGCUAUUUUCACUCUCUCUCCCACAAAACGCUGCGUUUUGGGCUGGCUCCCCUUGUCUCCAUCUGUGUCUCGCCAUUUUUUUUUUGUUUUUCUGCAUUUUGUCUCUGAAUUUUCUCUUUUCUUUCUCUCUCUAACGCAGCAUCAUCAAUGUCAUCAUAAAGGCUUUGAAAUCAAUGGCUUCGAAACCGAGGCGCUGGUGGGGGGUCUAAGCCAGAGAUUAUGCCUGUGUCCUGGUAUUUACUUGGGCUGGUGAGAUAGUGGGUUUAGACUUUAGAGAGAGGGCGUUUCCAAAACAUCCCUUUUGGGUGGAUUAUAGGGAGAGAAGGUCCCAAAUCUGGGUUGGAUUUAUUAUUUUUUUUGUCAAUUUCUAGAGGGAUAAAGUGUUCCUGGUUUUGAGCUCUGUGAAGUGUGUGGUUUUGAGGGCAUUCGAGUAGAUUUAGAGUGAACAUAGGCUUUGUUUGUUGUAGUUCCAUUAAGGGGUUAUACUGUGAUUUUAAUACUCUGUAGCGGCUAUUUUGUGGAGAAAAAUGAAGUUUAUGAAGCUGGGUUCGAAGCCUGAUGCCUUUCAAGCUGAUGGCAAUUCUGUCAGGUAUGUUUCAUCCGAAUUGGCAACUGAUGUUAUCAUAAUUGUUGGAGGAGUCAAGUUUUACCUUCACAAGUUCCCUCUCUUGUCCAAGAGCAAUCGCCUGCAAAAGUUGGUAGUGAAAGCCAGUGAGGAAAAUUCUGAUGAAAUUCGACUGGUUGAUUUUCCUGGUGGGCCGAAAGCCUUUGAAAUUUGCGCCAAAUUUUGCUAUGGGAUGACUGUAACACUAAAUGCUUACAAUGUUGUGGCUGCCCGUUGCGCAGCUGAGUACCUUGAGAUGACUGAGGAUGUUGAUAGAGGCAACCUAAUUUUCAAAAUUGAAGUGUUUCUGAACUCCAGUGUCUUCCGAAGCUGGAAAGAUUCUAUUAUUGUUCUUCAAACGACCAAAUCUCUGAUACCAUGGUCUGAAGAUCUAAAGGUGAUUGGAAGAUGCAUAGAUUCCAUUGCAUCUAAAACUUCCGUGGACCCGGCUAACAUCAGCUGGUCUUACACUUACAAUCGAAAAUUAGCAGUGCCAGAUAAAAUUAUUGAGGAUGGGAUGAAGCUCCAAGAGAGAAUCGAGUCUGUUCCAAAGGAUUGGUGGGUUGAAGAUAUCUGUGAGUUGGAGAUUGAUCUCUAUAAACGAGUUAUGUUUGCUGUGAAAUCAAAGGGAAGAAUGGAUGCAAAUGUGAUUGGAGAGGCACUAAAGACUUAUGCAGUUAGAUGGUUGCCUGAUUCCCUUGACGCCCUGGUUUCUGAUGAUCAUACCAGGAGGAACAAAUCUUUGGUGGAAACAAUCAUUUGCUUAUUGCCAUCUGAUAAGGGUGUGGGUUGUUCUUGCAGUUUUUUGCUCAAAUUAUUGAAAGUUGCUAUUCUAGUUGGAGCAGAUGAUUCACAAAGGGAAGAAUUGGUAAAAAGGAUCAGUCUGAAGUUGGAUGAGGCUUCUGUCAAUGAUCUAUUGAUCCGAGCUCGAUCUCCGCAAACAACUGUUUACGAUGUUGAACUGGUGCAGUCCAUUGUGAAUAGAUUUGUGUUGCAUGAAAAGCGUUGCCAGGAUUUGGAUAUUUCUGAGAAGAAUGAGAAGGGAACCAGUGAUUUUAUACUGGGCCAUGGACCUUUGUUAAAAGUCGGUAAACUGAUGGAUGGAUAUCUUGCUGAAAUUGCUCAUGAUCCAAAUCUCACCCUCUCCAGUUUCAAUGAUAUUGUACGGUCAACUCCCGAAUCAGCAAGACCAAUUCAUGAUGGCUUAUACAAGGCUAUUGACAUCUACCUGAAGGCACACCAGAACUUGACAAAAGCUGAAAGAAAGAAGCUUUGUGGGCUGAUGGAUGUCAAGAAACUUACAAUGGAUGCAUCCAUGCAUGCAGCUCAGAAUGAUCGUCUCCCACUCCGGGUUGUAGUCCAAGUCCUCUUUUUUGAGCAGGUUAGAGCAGCUGCUGGGGCUCAAGCCCCUAACAGUAUUCCCCGUGAUACCUCACAAGCCAUGACCAACAUGGAUGAAGAAUGGGAGAAGCCAGCAAUAGUACGAGGUCCAGAGAGUUGCAAAUCCCUGAGGAGACAGAUGAAUCAAAUGAAGAUAAAAGAUGAGGGAUUUCGGAAAAACGGGAAAUUGACUAAAAAGGGUAGCAAAAACAGCAGAAGUGGUGUGCAGCUGCUGCCUUCUAGAUCAAGGAGAAUGUUUGACAAGUUAUGGGCAGUGGGUAAAAAGCAUGGAGAGAACAGAAGCUCUGAGACCUCAGGGAGUUCCCAGAGCCCAACUUCAGUGGCACCUGGGGAGACAAAGUCAUCCGGUUCAUCUUCAAGACAGAGGAGGCAUUCCAUCUCUUAGACAAGGUUUUUUACACGAACCGAACAAGCAAAGGAGAUAAACAGGUAUUGAACACGUAUUGAAGUGUAAAAAUUAGUAGGAUUUUGUUGUAGGUUUGUAGGUGAUGAUGGGUUUUAUCUUUAGAUGUGCAAAGUCAUCCAGGAAGGGGGUUUUUCUGCAUAAAAAAUGUAGUAUGUAAUCAGUUUCUUUGGGCUCCUUUUCUUUUGUUGAUUCCGGUGUUUCCCAUUGUAAUAUUAUCUUUAUGGUCUUAAUAUAGAUUCCAAGUAGGAAUUUUCUAUCCUCUUUACUUCA
Molecule: messenger RNA, 2987 nt
Organism: Vitis riparia (riverbank grape)
Lineage: Eukaryota; Viridiplantae; Streptophyta; Magnoliopsida; Vitales; Vitaceae
Product: BTB/POZ domain-containing protein NPY1
Exons: 4
Coding region: 834-2696 (620 amino acids)
Molecular function (GO): protein binding
Source: RefSeq, a predicted model, not a curated record